UCCUUUAAGCUGGAGUGUAAGUGACUGUGUGUCACUUCAUUAGAGGUGGACGUGCUUUUCUUUUCGCUCAGUGGGUUGGAGGUUGCAUUAGACCACUGACAAUCGUUUCGCUUAACGUCACUUUCAUAGUAUCAAUGAACGUACCAAUAUUAGAGAUCGGAUGCCGAGGAUUGUUACAUUGGGAGCAAGCGACUCGGCACAGAGCGCACGGAGAGGACGCACACGCGUGCUGUUUUAGUGUUUUAUUUUCCUCUCGGCUCACUGACAUGGUUUGAACACUGCGCUUGUUGCUGAGGACGGAGUCUGAAGGUGUCCGCAUCCUGUCUUUUUGGAGAAGAUCAGCUCAGAGUCCCAGGGAAGAUGCAGUGGAUGGAAGUGUCGCAUCUGUGGCUGCUGCUUGUCACUGUGGUGUCGGUCUGCGGAUUUCCCACCAAAUUACAGAGGACUUCAGUCAGAGACAGAAACACUUCAGCGUCUCCUGCUAAGGUGAUAGCAAAGCAAAGCCAUGGCGAUGGUCAUCAGACUCUUCAAGAGCUGCAACAAGAGAACCUGCUCCAGACUCUGCCCUCCAGUCCCUCUUCCCACAGGUCCAGACACCGUUGGUCCCAGCACCUUCACCAGGGUGUCCUUCCCCCUCCUGAACCUGAGGAGGACACUGAUCCAUUCAUCCUGGACCUUAGGAACUUCCCAGAGCUGUCCAAUGCAGACAUAAGUUCACAGAACCCUAAUAUCCAGGUGACCAUCGAGGUGGUGGACGACAGCCAGACUGGGAUGGAGGUGGAGAUGGACCUGGCCAAGGAGGGUCAGCGUAAUGACUGGUCAGUGUCCUCUUCAGAGUGGGCCAACAGCCACAAGAAGCUGUUCUGGCCACUCUUCUGGGAGUACCCGGAGCAGUCGGAGAAUGGGCUGGGAAGAGCCAGUUUGGAGGAGCAGUCUGAGGACUACAACUAUGACCCAGAUGAGCUCAUCCUCAGUGGAGUUGGGGGGGAUGGAGGUGGUCACUGGAACAAAGACUGGCAUGCCAAGGAUAACUAUGAGUAUGAGGAGGAGUGGAGCCACUGGGCUUCCUGCAGCGUUACUUGUGGACACGGCACCCAGAAACGCACCCGUUCCUGCGGCUACGCAUGCACUGCGACUGAGUCACGCACUUGUGAUCUGGAGAGUUGUGCUGACACUGUGUUUUCAGCGACUCCCCUGACACCCAUCCAGACCACCAACAGUACCGAUUUCUUGGACACAAAUGUAGACAGCUGUGAGAAGUGGCUAAGCUGCAAGAAUGACUUUCUUCAGAAGUACCUGCAUCAAGUGCUCACUGAACUCCCCAGCUGCCCCUGCUCCUAUCCCUCUGAGGCUGUUUACAAUGCUGUCAACAUCCAGGACACUAAACUUCACAAAACCUACCGCUGGAGGGACGCAAGUGGACCCAAGGAACGCCUGGACAUCUACAAACCAUCAGCCAGAUUCUGCAUCCGCUCCAUGCUGUCGUAUGACAGUCCAACGUUAGCAGCACAGCACUGCUGUUAUGAUGAUCAGAUGAGACUGAUAACACGAGGAAAAGGAGCAGGAGCUCCAAAUUUAAUCAGUACAGAGUUUUCUCCGGAGUUACAUUACAAGGUGGAUGUUCUGCCCUGGAUUCUGUGCAAAGGGGACUGGAGUCGGUUUCACUCAGUAAGACCACCCAAUAAUGGGCUGGAAUGUGCAGAUAACCCUCCUGAACAAGUGUUUCAGAUAGAACUAAAAGAAGCCCGGGAAUACUGACAUAAUUUCUCCUGACCAUUGUCACAAUCUUUGAUGAGCACAAAAACUGCAAUGCUUAUACGUAUAUAACUCCUGGCUGCUCAAAUUUUGGGUAACUUCAGUUUAAAACAAAAAAGGACAUAACUUUCAAAUCAUACGGAAAUAUGAAUGGAUGACAUAGACAAGAAAGACUGGUGAAGCUUUUUUAUUCGUAUGUGUAGACUGUUCAGAAAUGAAAUAACACUGGUGUUGGAACCAUUGAAAGCGCAAUGAAAAUCAGUGUUAAAUAUGUAAAUGUGAAUAUUAUCAGCUAAUCCCCAUCCAUGUGAGUUGCUGCUUCUCUUUUUAUGCCGAUCUGAAUGUCUAUUGGUCAUGUCUGUUUUGUGUGCACAGAGUGUGUGUAUGAGUCUGUGUGUGUGUGUGUGUGUGUGUGUGUGUGUGUGUGUGUGUGUGUGAGUAUGGAGGAUAAGCUUAUUUAUUGGCCCCUUUACAAUUUUACACAGAUCAAAGUUUCAUGAAAGGAACUCCUGUUGCUAUAUAGGGAACAAAGUCAAAUGGAUAAUUGGGCAAGAAAUUGUCUGCAUGUUCACCUUUACAUUAAAUAUGAUGCAAGUGGUACCAGUCUAUGAACAUUUCUUCUUGUCUGAAAACUUGAAAAAACUUCAAAUGUAUCCCCAUUUGAUUUUGCUGCUAAACAUUCGCAAAUUAGUUAUGACUAAACCUGCCUGUUUGGAAUUGGCUGUUUGCUUGACCUGUGGUAAUGCUCUGGAGCUACUUCAGAAUUAUUUCUUGUGAUUAGUGUGUAUCAUACCUGGUUUAUCUGCAUUUAGGAUUUUAUAGCCAAUGCUUUUUAUGAAAUGAAACAGAAUUUGCUUUAUUACUGUUCACGCAUGUAUACAUAGGUUUGAAUGAUUUCCUGAACUGGUGUUAUUUUGUCAUACAUUGCACGUUGGCUAUUUCAGAGGUGUGUUAAACAAUCAACACAAUCUUCAGACCCAAGUUCACAACUUUUUUUAAUAAAAUUGCUUUAAUUCAGCUCAAUAUUUAGUAGCAACAAAUGUUAAGUUGUGCUUUUACUUUGUAGACAAAUUGCUAAAGAGGAAAUUAUCCUUUGCUACAGCGCGUUGGUCGCCUGUUUAUUCAUAUUUUAUUAAAAUUAAACUUAUUGUGUGACUAAAUUGCAACAAUUUUGACACGCACUUUCCUGGGCCCUUAACAAUACACAUAGCAAGUGUGAAGCCGACAACAGAACAAUCACUGAAGCAUUCAGGCAAGGGGUGGUGCAGCAUGCAGGAGGCAGGAUGUAAUGUAUAAAUUCCAGUGUGCAGAUAAUGUGUUUUUGUGUACAGAUGGCUUGCUACUUAGCUGACUCCAUGCAUCUCUUCUUUUAAGCCAUGGCCAUCUUGGAGCCCUCUGCCACAAUGGUGGUACUGUAGAUGGCUGUCAUUGCCCAAAUCGCUGAAAACUCCACUGGGAGUCACCCCCAACUAUGUUGCUGACUGUUGGUAACCAGCAACCUUCAGGUUUCAGCUUCCUUUCAAAGGCCUCUUCCAAGCAAUAUUCUAAUGAUCCAGUAGCACAGCUUGCUUGGUGGGCUCAAACACAAGGACUGCAAUAUGGUUAGGACACUUUAGCUGCCAUUCAAGGUCCUCCCAACGUGUCUAAGCUCUCUUGAUUCAUUCUUCAAAGAUUUUGUUUCCUCCACUGUUGCUUUCACAUCCUCCUGACCUUAGAAAGCACCGUUCCCUCCCACCUAUGUGGUUCAUGUGAAAAGAAUCUUAGCCAAGCUCAGCCUCACUUGACCACUCCAGAAGCCUUUUGUCACGCUACUUUGCUUUUCUGCUUUCUGAACACCUUCCUCUGCCCUCCACUUCCUGCCAGUCUUCAGGUUGAUCUUGAGCCACUGUACUGACCACUUCUCUCACACUUUUUCAUUUUGCGCUGUUCAUAGAGAACACAAGUCUGCUUGGUCUCUUUGGCAGCCCAAGUCAUCUUUUGAAAUACUGUCACUUCUCUCAAGGGUUUCGACUGUUGUGAUCAGAACUGCAUAGAUGAGGAGAGACCACAGAUUUCAGUCAGCCAUCCAACCUGGCUAGCUAACUUAGCCAACUGAUUUUCAGUAAGCAAUGUAGCAAUAUGAGAUGCUACAUUACAUCACAUUAGAUUACAUCAGUAGCCUACAAUACGAAAGCUUUAAGUAAGUACUAGGUGCUCAAUUUGUUUAUUGAAACAAGAUCCAAAAUCACAUAACAGGUCCAACAAAAAAAGGUGCUAGUUAGGAGUUAGGGGUGUGUUAGGCUCUUGAAAGAAAUUAGUAUUUGAUGCCUCCUUUCCACCAGAGUGAACCAAGUGCUAGGAGUGAGCUCGUGCUGGUGCUAAUUUCGAACCUCUCAAGAACCAGUUUGCUUUUCCAUGGGCUAGAGCCACCUUAGAGCCACAUGAUAACGUCACCACAUAUGUCAUUGUUUACGUCUCUGAUUUCCCAGCAACACAUAUGCUGACUACAAGGUGGGGUUGGGUGAUUGGACAAAUAUAUUGUCUAUCAGUGAUUGGCUGAGUCCAUUGUUGGUUGUGUUUUUUGGGGGGUGAUUUGUCUUUUUUUUUUACUUGCUUAAGAAUUCAUUCAACUGUAUAAAUAAUCAAUAACCUGGCAUUUACUAUAUACUAUAUAUAUUUGUUAUGUCAUUCAUUUAGUCCAUCCCGACUGCUCACUUACUUUUAUUUAUAUUUCUUGUGCCAACAGACAGACACACACCGACACUGGCUCAGCUGAUGUCUCUGACUCGCUACCCCUCUUCACUGCUCCUUCAGAGGGCUCAGCCGACACAUUUAUGCACACGCUUUGCCAAGGUUCACCACUGAUCUCAACAAGUUGGAAUUAGCCAUCACAAACAUUAACUGCAGACAAAAUAGACCCUCUGUAUUUACACUAACUACACGUUCAACGACCAGACAACCGGCCACAACAAUGAAUGUCUGUCGGACCUUGAAGAAGCAGACAGUCAGACACUGUACCGUUACCUCUGUACUACAGGUGUAAGUGACUGGCUACUGCCAGCUUGGAGAACAUUAUGUACCGGUGUUUGGUCGCCAAAGCCCACAGUCUGGUCCAGAGGCAACUUUCGAUGAUCUCUUCACCGAAAUGGCUCACUAAUGUUCAUGUAGGUCUUUGCCCCUCAUUAUUUUGCUAUCUUCUUUGGGUUAGCUGUAGUUUUAGGUGCUUCAGUACUUAGCAUUUGGAGCGCUAUUGUGAAGAUAGCAUUUCCAGUGGUUAACAGUAGUUGUUAUAUUCUGAGACACUAGUGGAGAUGUAUGUUAUCUGAGGCCACUUUUCAGGUUGUCCUCCCAUUCCUCGAUAGUAGUAGAAGGCAGAGGAAUUAUUACAGUAUGUUUUUUGAGAUGGGGAUGUUUAAAUAUCUUUUAUUAGCAUAGCAUAUACUGUUUAUGUAUCAAAUACAGAGCCAGGCAGUGUAUUUAAUCUAGAUUCACCGCACACACAGACUGUACAGCUAGUUGACCAUGAAGAGAUAUUAGCAGAGUAACAUUAUUUAACUUGACAAUUAGUGACUUAACUUAAAGGUACUUUUUCUCUCUGCAAUAUUAUAUUUGCUAUCCAGCUCCCACAGCCAAGGCAUUAAAGUGCAUAGCUAGGUUAACCCAGUUGGACGGAUGGCAGUGUAUUUAUUGGUGCACUGCUGUGCAAAGUCACCGGGAACAUGAUUCAGGCACGCAUGAAGAGAAAUGUUAAGCAUUGCCAUGAUCUGUUUCUUGUUUUUGUUUAUCUCUUUUUUUUUUGUCAAAGAAAAUAAAGACAGGUUUUAAACUCCA
Messenger RNA from Hippoglossus stenolepis (Pacific halibut), 5565 nucleotides. It is a transcript of the gene ism2a, whose product is annotated as isthmin 2a. The coding region runs from base 361 to 1758 and encodes 465 amino acids. NCBI's taxonomy places the organism in Eukaryota, Metazoa, Chordata, Actinopteri, Pleuronectiformes, Pleuronectidae. The record is from RefSeq and is a predicted model, not a curated record. The transcript has 7 exons.